Amoebophrya sp. A120 is the source of this 7194-nucleotide messenger RNA. Lineage: Eukaryota; Dinophyceae; Syndiniales; Amoebophryaceae. The record is from the annotation of a GenBank genome assembly.
GUGGAAAACAUGCGGAUUCUCGGGGCGGUUAACGCCGCGGUCUCGCAGGCAAGCCCGUUUCGGAGGUUAAUUGUUGAUGGAGACUUUCGCUUGAUGAUGUUUCAGGACAUGUGCGGGAAGGCGGACCCCUUCAAGGGUUUCAUGUAUGGCCCCGUGAAAGAUGUUCCGGGGUACUGUGAUGACAGUACUUCCGACGAAGACGACGAAGCUGAAGAAGGACAAGAACAACGACAAGCAGUAGAAAAAGAAAAGAACAAGCAGCGCUUGUUCUUUGAUCACAGUGAAGAUGGAAAAGACCAGGAUCCACCACCGACCCGCUCCCUGCAAUCCCUGCAUCUCAAGAUGAAUACCCCUGACUACGUAUCAAAAGGAAAAAUCCCACCUCUCCGUAUCAAAGUGACAAUCUGUGUUGCGGGAUUUGCGUACACAAAUCAGCUUUGUCUUGCAGUAGAGGACUGCAGGCAGAUGCAAAGCCUGGAAGGGGCUGGCUAGAGGCGGGCGCUCAGCAUGGCAGACGUCUGCCCUGUCAGCGCAGCAGCAUUACAAAUCGCCGGCGUAAAGCGGCGAAGGCUCUGGCUUUGCUUUCUUGCAAGAUAGACCCGAUUCGUGGCCACAAAUCAGCAUCGCAAAUUUCCAAAAAUAUACCUUUUCAGUAUGGGGAGGGGGGAUUUUUCCUUGCAAUACUACGGAAACACCAGCGGUGGCUUCAUGGCAGACGUUUUGGUGAGGGGGGAGCUGGUAUGCACUGCAAAAGUAUCGUACUCGUAUAAAUGCAUUACAAAUAAUUUCCUUAGCAUGAGAAAGAAAAUUUGUAAUGCUAAUCUUCCUUGAGAACAAGGUUUGUAAUGCAAGACUUGCAUUAGCAUUGAUACGAGUACGAUACUUUUGCACAGGAUAGCUGGUAUCAUUCGCAAAUAUCUUCUCUGAAUGUCUGGAAACUUGUACUAAAAAUGCUGGGAUGUGAAUAGUGAAUGCCGUGUAGCUACUUUUAUGUUGCGCCGCAAAGCAUAGAGAAAUAUUUGCGCUAUUUAUGUUGUCAUGCGUUCUCUGCAUGCUACUGCACGCCUGGCAAAAUAAGGGUCUUUUCUUCCUGGACACGACAUCACGUAUUACAAACCCUUCAGAUGUCAACUGCAUGCAAGACAAUCGUGACAAACCUUCCAGAGAUCAAGACAUACAAUUUGCAAUGCAUAGCUAGCGCUGGGCAGCCAACAGCAGUUCCUGUUUGUGAACACCAAAGCGGAAAAAGGGGCCAGUGGCGGUGCUUGGAGCUUCGUCGGGCUGCAGUGUGACUUCGGGUUUGGAGAGGAUCGGGAUUCCUCUUCUACCGAGAAGAUGAAAAGAAGUGCAUCAUCCCACCGCGGAGGCCCGUUGGACAAAGUGAACCCCAACGCAGCCGUCACGCAGGUACUUUUGUCGACGAGGACAGUUGCGUCCACCGCUACUACUGCAAAAAAAUCUUCACCCAAUAGCAAAAACCACGGGUUCGUUUUCCAGUCGAAGCCGUACAUUUUUUACGAAAGUGGGAACGACCACGAUGAACCACGCGAAGGAGAAUGUUCAUCGGCGAAGAAGCAGAACUCCGGCAGCGACGAGGACUGCUCGGACUCCCAUCUGCACCGCCGUCGUCGUGUACUAUCCAGUGGGUACUACUUGAGAGUCCCCGCUUUGACCUACCGAGAGGAAAUAAAUGCUGAAGAACAUCACCAGCAAGGUACUGCUCCUGCUGCAGCUGAAACCAUCCUCCGUGCGGAAGAGACCCGGCCCUUUUCAAACAUUUUUGUUGCCCGGCCAGAGAUGGAACAGGUUGCGAAGGUGAUCAAUCACAAGUUAAAUGUGGAGAAGAAAGACAUCGUCUUCACGCCGGGCAUCUACCAACUCACCGAGCCGAUUCAGGUACCUAUGUAUAGUAUUAUGCGCAGCUAGAAAUCUUCAAAACGGUCGAGGUGGUGUUUCGUUUGUGAUAGUACUUUUACUCAAACAUGUACAAGUUUUCUCAACAUUUUUGUUUUUAUCAGCAUGCCUCACGACACGAAGACAUGGUCUGCAAUGCUCCAUCUUAUCGAUCUAUACUUGCUUCUUGUAUUGCCAAUAGGUUUUCGAAACCGCCGGAGCAGGAGGUGAAGAACAGCCUUUGUCCUCUCUUACCCGCCGCCCGGUUUUGCUUGGUCUCGGGUUUGCCAUGCUGGAGACGCUUGGCACUUUCCCGGCGAUGGAAAUCAAGGCCGCUUCCCCUAUCGUUGCCGGGCUCACCCUGCAGCCUGGAAAGGGGUCGGGGCUGGUGGAAACGGAAAUGAACGGUGAGCCGCAAGAAAAGCAGGGAGAGAAUCUCAGCUACACCCGAUUGUUGCGCGUCAUGGAGCCGGAAAUAUAUGUCGAAACGGCGGAAGAUCGAAAACAAGAAUCGUAUGGCCGUGCAGGAGAUUGUUUAUUUAGCAGUGAAGACAGCCGAGCAGGACAUCAAAAUGAAAUGCAGCAGCAUGGCCAACAUGGCCUUGUCAAUAGUACUACUAGUAGUGCUCGUCCCGAUGCUACUGGCGCUAUGGAAGGAGUAGUAGAGCAAGGCACAAAUCAUCACUGUAGUGGCUGUGCAACUAGUAGAAUGCAGAUAGAAGAACAAGUAGAUCAUGAGACUCAUGGUGAUACAACGGCGAAUAUUGGUGGUCCUGAAAAUUGUGGUGCCAGCGGCGCACCCGUCGACGACGAGGCCGUCAAUAGCCUUUCGAAGAGACUGCGGGGUCUCAGUUUGUCCCCUAGGUGGUCGGUCCUUGGUCGUUCGAUAUCAUGUCCGUCAAGAAGUACUAGACUCAGGGCGUUUUUAUCCUCUCGGGGGGUUGAAGGAUCUGGUUCUGGGGGAUCUUCUGGUUCUGAUUUGAUUCCUCCCCCCGAAGGCUCAGGAUGUAGUGUUCCUUCAGCAGUGUGUGCUGCUAGGGAAGAUAAAGAAGAUUCUUGUAUGUCUAAACCGAGUCCAACAACUGCUAAAAAAGUUGGUCCUGAGCACAAAAGACCGAAGCUGCUGCCACGUGGAGAGGAGUUCGAGGACGCCGGGGAAGGGGGCCAGCACAGAGCAAAGAAUUAUGAUAAAACUGGCGUAGCUGCUGCUGCUAGUUCUACUAGUACGGCAGCGCACAUAAAGGAGGCGAUGGCCGCGAAUGAAGUAACGCCCAGCCGCAUCAACACGGCGGUCCUGCAGGACAUUGUAAUCCGCGUUGGUGUAGGCAUUGCAAAUAUGUCUGAGUCUGGAAGAAUGCACUUUUGUCAUGCUUGUCUGGCAUGAGCAUGACUCUUAAAUCUGUGUUGCAUGAGCAGGAAAAGGGCCUCUUGCCUGUCAUGCAAAGACGCAGGUUGUCUUUGUCAUGCGGAAAACGCAACACUAAGCGGCGCUGGCCUUAUUUCUCAUGCAAGGCUGUGCGCUACAGAGCAUGCACUAUUCCCAACCAAGCAUUACAUACAAGUCUCCAGACCUCCCCGACAUAUUUGCAUUUGAUAGGGUGGCGACAACCAGGACCCGAGCGAAGAUUUUCGUGCCGUGGACACCAUGCUGGAAAUCGACCGCAGUUUCGUUGUAUGCAUGGCAAAAGCGAUAUCGUACUAGUAGAAAUUGCAUUACAAAUUUGCUUAGCAUGACAAAUGAAACUUGUAAUGCUGUUUUCCCUUGGAAAGGAGAUUCAUCAUGCAUGACAGCAAUUACUACGAGUACGAUACUUUUGCAGAGCAUACCUAGUACUCGAGAAUUACUGGGGCUGGCGCGCGGACCACGCCAAGACUGGGCAGAUCGGGAACGGACAGAAUCCGGCCUACACCGGGUUGCGGGUGAAAGGGAAUCACGUGGCGGCGUACGGCCUUGCGGUCGAACAUUUGCUGAAGAACCAGGUCGAGUUAUCGAUACGUAAAAACGUCCCCACCUCCCUAGAGUUGUGAUGCAGAUUUGCAGUCAAAGAGAGAUUUGUAGUGCGCAUCCCCAUGAUGAAGAUGAGAGGCAAGAAUAGUGAUUAUUCCAGUCGUGCUUUGGAACUUGUCGUGCUGCAGACAGGAUAGGUAGAUGGCUCUGUGAUCCACGGCUGUGCUUGCGAAACUGCACUUACAAUGCAGAGAAAAACCUUUCUUGCGUGAUUCCCAAAACUUCUCGAUUUGUGUUGCGCGAUCCUGAUCUUGAAUCUGGAGUGGGAACGUUUUAUUUACACAGGAUAGGAGUGGACCGGGGAUUUCGGGAAAACGGUUUUCUACCAGUGCGAACUCCCCUACGACAGUAUCAUAAGGAAAAAUGUCCCCUCCCCGUAUCCGAAAGAAAAUUUGUGAUGCUGAGUUGUGACCACAAAUCAGCUCUGUCUUGCGUACAAGGCACCAAACGGCACCCAUGUGGCGCAUUGUGCAGCGAGUCUGUCAUGCGUUUUCGCCUAUGUCAGACUUGUUUCUCAUGCUUAAGUAGCUGCUAGCCGGAUGCGUACCCAAAUAGGGUUAGAAUAUACCGACAAAGAGGUCUUGCUGCAACUACACAAAGCUCAUUCGUGUACACAAAUCCAUUAUGAUUAUUGUCUUUUGAGUAUGAGGUGGGGGCUGUUUUUCCUUUGAUAGACAUCCAGCCGGAUUGGGGGUUUUCCGCUACUUCCGCCGAUGGACGAGAUCAAUUUUCUUGUGCUGCGCCACCACUACUUGGUCCUCGUACUUCUCCGGCAGGAGACGGGGACGUCGAGGUUGUGCCAGCCGCUGCUUCCCAAGGAGAAGUACUAGUGGGUAAGAGCUCCGUGGAUCGACACCAGGGGCAACAAAAUAUUAAGUCUUCUAUCUUCAAACACGUAGCAAAGCCCUUACCCCACGAGCUUCCGCCGCCCUACACGGGCUACCGGGCGACGGGAAAGGAUCACAAGCUGUUCGGCGCGGGGGUUUACGGGCUUUUUAUUCACGAUCCAGAGGAGAAGGUGUUUGUCGACACGGCCAUCCAGGUAGCGGAUGACGCAGAGGUUGUCUAUCAAAUGCAAAAAUGGAACAAAGCAACUUGUCAUGCUAGAUCUAUAUCAUGUAAAAAUCUGUGUUGCAUGAUUACCAAAAGCUGUUCACUUUUGACCUAAUCGAGAGGCAGUUUCUCAUGCAGUAUAGGCAUGAUAGAACUCUCACAGAAUCUGUCAUGCUAUGUCCUACAUACCAGACCUCAUGGGUCAUGGAAAACCUGCGUGACAAGUCUGGCGCUCGUCCAGACCCCGACACUUUUGCAGUUGAUAUAGUCAACGCCUUUACGAUCAUGCUGAAGCCGAAGACGGAACCGUCCCAGAGCGGGUUUCUCAACACGUUGCGAACCGAUUAUCAAAUGCAAAAAUGUCUGGGUCUGGAAAUUUUCUAGACUUAUCAUGCAGGUUUUGCGUAAGUCUUGAUGUCUGUGAUGCGUGCCCUAGCAUCACAGACUUUUUGAGGCCUUCUUGAUGCCUAUUCCGCAUUACAAAUGCCAUCUCCGCGUAGCAAAAAUUGCAUUCCCUUUGUGCUCAUGCAAUACAGAUUUUUUUGCCAUCCAAAUGCAGCAUCACAAGUUCCAAUUUUCCAGAUCCAGACAUUUUUACAUUUGAUAUUGAUACCACUGCUGCGAGGGUGGAACAGCAACAAGAGCCGAACAGGUUCUUGACCACCGCCAGAAAUAUUGAAUUCCACGCUUCCAAGAACUGCAGUCCGUUUUGGGCGCAGAAGCGCCCGGAGGAACCAGAAGCGGCGCAGAACCAAAAACAGCUGCGACCAGUGGUGGUUCUGUAGUAGUGCUACUGACUGACUGAUGUGUAGAAAGGGAAAAGAACAACAGAGAGACACCAGCCGCUGGGAAAGAUGAGGUCAUCAAACUGGUGAUCCUACAUGCUUUGGAUGAUUUAUUGCAGAUUCUAAGAAGACUUUUAGACAUAAUGUGUACAACAUCAACAUCAACUCUGCAUUUGUAAGUGUACUAGACUACUACGCCGGCGUCCAGGACGCCGGCGAUAGGUCGUCUAGUAAGUCUAAAUGCAAACACCAAGGAAAAAACUUGGCGAGCGUGGGGGCGCAGGCUAGUCGUAAGACUCUUACCAUUGGGAAUUUGCUACCUAGCGCAAACGCGGCCACUACUAGAAACCCGGCGGGCGGUUUUAGCAUGGCAAACCGGGCACGCGCUUGCUAGUAACGCCCUGCCCUAGUAGCGGCCCACAUUAGGGGGCGCGCCCGCUUUCGUUCCCUGAGCUCAGCUUCUAGCUCGCCCUCACCCGGCCGCGAGCCUUGCCCUGAUUGCCCUCUUGUGGGCUGUCUCAUUUCUAGGCAGGACCACCCGCAGCGCCUCCCCUGCCGUUUCGCCGGCCCCUUCAAUCAUUCCCAAGUAGCUCGCCUGCUGGGGCCUCUUCCAAAAAAAACUAACUCGCUCCUAGAACGGCCCCCCCUCCUACUAACUAAGAUAUGUCCCCGGAUAUAUCCCCAGACAUAUCCCCAGAUACAUCCCCAGAUACAUCCCCAGAUACAUCCCCAGAUACAUCCCCAGAUACAUCCCCAGAUACAUCCCCAGAUAUAUCCCCAGAUAUAUCCCCAGAUACCUCCCCAGAUACCUCCCCAGAUACCUCCCCAGAUACCUCCCCAGAUACCUCCCCAGAUAUAUCCCCAGAUAUCUCCCCAGAUAUAUCCCCAGAUAUAUCCCCAGAUAUAUCCCCAGAUAUAUCCCCAGAUAUAUCCCCAGAUAUCCGGGCGCCACCGUCCCCAUCUUGUUUUGCCACUGGUUAUCGCCCCCGCCUACCCCCCCCCAAACGCGGCCGGGGCUUGGGGGCAGCCAGAAUAGGCCUGCUAAAAACUGGCCCGGCUUUUUUUUUCCGAUUUCUUCAGGCCAUGGGGCGAGGCCCGCGGGCCACUCCGCGCGCUGGGUUUUGUUUAUUUUGUGCCGCAUGACUUUUGGCCCCCGCCUUUCCAGUCGUUUUGUUUCUUUAGUGCGUUCCCUUAGAGGCGUCCCCUAGGAGCUCCCUUAGGGGAAGUUUCUAGAUGCCCUUUUUUCUAGAAUUCAUUUUCUAAGGGCGCCCCUAUAAUCUAUAAGGGCGAAGAAUCCGAGUAAAAGUUCUAUAGUUCUACUUUAUGAUAGCGGAGGUCCUCGCGACUGAUUCAAUUUCGUCUGAGAAGACGUGGGAAAGAAGAAGCACCGCGAAGUGAAUCAAUGUGACAUAAUGACUCGUGGUGCUCCUUUACUUCGGCGAUCGCACAACUUGG